AUGAGUGCCACGCCGUAUCGUCAUGCCCAAAAGCGGUCCCCCACCACGCCGCUGACGCCCAUGGUGGGAAACAACGUCCGCCGCAAGGUCGACGAUGGGACUGCCGGCUUGAAGAGCGUCCAUGCGGUGCCUGAGGACCUGCUCGAAGCCAACGAGGAUGCGUCGCUGGCCGAGAGAGCGUCGCAGACAGAUGCGGAAAACGUGCCGCCCGACCCGUCUGCCCAGCAGCAAACUUCUAGGCCUCCCACACAGCAGCCAUCGUCGCAGAACACGCUGCCGUCGAGGCCUGCGUCCUCCGACGACUCCUCGUUUGCCCUUCUGGAAGUCUAUCGCCGUGCAUGGCUCAACGAACGCAAAUAUAUCCGCCAGAAAGAGCUUGUCGAGUUUCUGGAACGCGAACGCGCCUGUUCAUAA
Messenger RNA from Ogataea haglerorum, 414 nucleotides. RefSeq lists its product as uncharacterized. The transcript has a single exon. Bases 1 to 414 code for a protein of 137 amino acids. The record is from RefSeq and is a predicted model, not a curated record. Lineage: Eukaryota; Fungi; Ascomycota; Pichiomycetes; Pichiales; Pichiaceae.